UCAGCUGAAUCUCCCUGAACGCCGGUCUGUAUGAAAAGUAGCCAAGCCGUACGGCCGUACGCGCGUUCUGGCUCGGUUCAUUCGGGCAACGUUGGGUUCGGAGUUUCGGCAGUUUCGGUUUGAAUUGUGGGUUCACAAGUUUUGCGUGUUUUGUAUGUGCGUGGUGCCGCGUGCAGCAAGCACACACGUAAACACUGAACCAUAUGACUGAACGACUGAACAUUUGAAUCUUUUGUUUCGCCUUGCGUCUAGCCAGCGGCGGAAGCACGUCGUGCCGAAAACUGGCUCGUGUUUGAUGUGUUCGAUGUUCAGAACAGUUCGGAUUCCGACAAAUCUGCUCCCACUCCGCCGCCGCUCGACAGUUGUCCUCGAGGCUGUUUGUGCACCCAAAUACCAACUGCCGGCGCCGUCGUUCUCGGUAUUCAGUUACGUGAGGCGGUCUUUUUGUUCAGCAAUCUCGGUGAAUUACCUUCGGCAAAGCGAACGGCGACCAUGGAGCCCAACAAGACCACAGCACCGGGCAUCCUGAGGGCUUGGGACUACGACCUCGAGCCUAAAGAGCUGCUGGCCCGGGCGACACGUCUAAUCGAAGACUGUAGAGCCUUGUGCGACAAGAUCGGCGCUCUCGAGGGUGACCAAAUCGCUUUUGACGACGUGCUGGGUGAGCUUGCAGAGGUUCAGCGACUUCCCACGAAUGAGAAGCUCUACUUGGAGCUUGCGAUGUACGUUUCAACAAACAAGGAACUGCGCGACGCUAGCUCGGAAGCCUCCCGUAUGCUGGACGAGUUUGAAGUCGAAUGCGGGAUGCGGCUCGACAUCUUUGAAAAGCUGCAAGCCCUGGAGAAAAUGGACACCAGCUCUCUCUCGGCCGAGAUGAAGCGCUUCCUUGAGAAAUUGAUCAAGCUUCGUAAACGAGACGGACUGCACCUGAGCCCCGAGGUACAGAAGCAGGUGAAGGACCUCAAGAACGAGAUCAACGAGGUCUCCUUGAAAUUCUCCAAGGCCAUAAAUGAGGAGAACGCUGUCCUGGAGUUCACGGAAGAGGAGCUGAGGGGCCUGCCCGAGGAGUUUGUCAAGAAUCUAGACAUGGCCGAUUCCGGAAAGCGGCGGGUUACGCUGAAAUACCCGCACGCCAUACCGAUCAUGAAGUUUGCCAUCAGUGCCGAAACGCGCGGGAGAGUCAACUUCGCUUUUGACAACAGGUACGAGAUACGGAACACCUUUUGGGGUGUUGCUUCGGGGAAAUUUGACGACUUGAAACACAUUUUUACUUUUCCAAGAAGCAAAUGGGAUCUGUCGUCCUUGUGCUUGCGUGGGCAAUAA
This is a messenger RNA of Ixodes scapularis (black-legged tick), 1323 nucleotides long. Its product is annotated as thimet oligopeptidase-like. Gene Ontology annotation, cellular component: mitochondrial intermembrane space. Gene Ontology annotation, biological process: proteolysis; peptide metabolic process. NCBI's taxonomy places the organism in Eukaryota, Metazoa, Arthropoda, Arachnida, Ixodida, Ixodidae. Gene Ontology annotation, molecular function: metalloendopeptidase activity. The record is from RefSeq and is a predicted model, not a curated record. The coding region runs from base 493 to 1323 and encodes 276 amino acids. The transcript has 6 exons.